AUGUCGACGCCUUCGCUACAAACACCACUGUCGAAGCUCUUAGGGAUACAGUAUCCUAUCAUCCUUGCCGGUAUGGCACGAACGUCUGGAGGCCCACUUGCGGCUGCUGUCUCGAACGCUGGCGGACUCGGUGUCAUUGGAGGGCUCGGCUACACACCUGAGCAGUUGCAGUCCAUCAUCGACGAUCUCAAGAGCAAUCUCAAGGACCAGGCGUUACCUUUUGGUGUCGACCUCGCCCUCCCCCAAGUCGGUGGGAGUGCACGCAAGACGAACCACGACUACACCCACGGACAGCUCGACGACCUCAUCGAAGUUACGAUCAAGAACGGCGCAAAGCUGUUCGUCAGUGCUGUUGGUGUGCCGCCCGCGCGUACCAUCAAGAGGCUUCACGAAGCGGGGGUCUUAAUCAUGAACAUGGUCGGACAUCCAAAGCACGCCGUCAAAGCACUCGACGCUGGUGUGGACAUUGUGUGCGCGCAGGGCGGCGAAGGCGGCGGACACACGGGAGAUAUCGCCAACAGCAUCCUCAUCCCGUCUGUCGUCGACGUCGCACGGAAGUACAAGUCGCCGCUCACCGGUCAGCCCGCCAUGGUCGUUGCUGCAGGAGGCAUCUACAACGGCCGCAGUCUCGCCAGCAGUCUGAUGCAGGGUGCACAGGGCGUCUGGGUUGGCACACGCUUCGUUGCCUCGACAGAAGCUGGGUGCUCCAAGAUGCACAAGGAGAACGUCGUAACAGCCGACUUUGCCGACACAGGGCGAACCUUGGUUGUUUCUGGGCGGCCACUCCGAGUCAAGUACAAUGACUACAUCAACGCGUGGCAUGCAAGAGAAGGAGAGAUGAAGGCGUUGUUGGACAAGGGAGUUGUGCCGCUCGCGCAGGAUAUGGACGACGGCAAGGAUGUGGAUAUUCCAUUCCUAAUGGGACAGGUCGCUGGUGUGAUCCAGGACAUCAAGCCGGCGAAACAGAUUGUGGACGACAUGGUGAGCGAAGCCGUGCACAUGCUCAGGCUAGGGCAGACGUUUGUUGAAGCUGCGCCGUUGGGGAGUAAGCUGUAG
Messenger RNA from Ascochyta rabiei, 1056 nucleotides. RefSeq lists its product as uncharacterized. The coding region runs from base 1 to 1056 and encodes 351 amino acids. The transcript has a single exon. Gene Ontology annotation, molecular function: nitronate monooxygenase activity. NCBI's taxonomy places the organism in Eukaryota, Fungi, Ascomycota, Dothideomycetes, Pleosporales, Didymellaceae. The record is from RefSeq and is a predicted model, not a curated record.